Heterobilharzia americana is the source of this 2679-nucleotide messenger RNA. The record is from the annotation of a GenBank genome assembly. Lineage: Eukaryota; Metazoa; Platyhelminthes; Trematoda; Strigeidida; Schistosomatidae.
UUUGAACUGAACAGGCGCGGAGUAUUUGUCUCGAAGGCCAUAGUUACAUAGGUGCAAGUAACUUUUGUGUAGUUGGGAGUUUCUUAUGGUUACCCCACAAGAAUAGCGUAUAUCAGUCAUUAAAAUGAACAAAUCAAAGAAUAACAGAACGAAACAGAAAGCUUCCGCAGAUAAUGUGAUGAAAAAUACAUCUGUUUUUGGGCAGAUAGAUAAAGAACUGUCUGCAGUGCUUAUUGCGGAUCUUUUGUCUGAUCGUUUUGAACCUUUGAGUGAACAUAUUCCCCCGUGUUUACUUCCACUAAGUAAUGUACCCGUAUUAUACAUGAAUUUAUCCACUCUUGCAUCGGAUGGCUUCAAAAAUAUCCUAAUAUAUACUAUUAAAAGUUACAGAAAAAUUCAGGCAUUCAUAAAUCAGGUCAAAUUAAACAACUGGUUUCCCGGAUUGAAGAUUUUUGUAAGAAAUGUUGAAAAAUGUCAUAAUUUAGGUGAUAUAAUGCGUGAUCUUGAGUCAAACGAAUUUCUUAAUGGAGUAUCAGAUUUCCUACUUGCUCCUGCUGAUCUGAUCUGCGGGGUUUCAUUAUCGAAAUUUGUACAAAAACACAAAGAACAACGCGAACAAGAACCUAAUUUAAUACUCACUCUUUUGUUACCUCCUUUGACUGAGGUGAUAAGUCCAAUGCAGUCAUCUGAGUUCAAAGUUAACGUGAUAUUUUCUCGAACCAAUAACAAUCGUUUGAUCAGCCUUUCUCGUGAAUCUCAAGGUGACUUUUCUCCAAUUCUGAUUGGUGACGUCAUGAAAUCUGGAGAAGUCAUCGAAUCAUCCCAGUUGAUGGAUGUUCAGCUGGCUAUAUGUAGCAACCAUAUACCACCAUUAUUUCAAGAUAAUUUUGACUAUGAAACUAUGGAUGAUCUUGUUAAUGGGGUGCUAACAAAUGAAGAAAUUAUGGAGUAUACCAUUUACAUUGAACCUCUACCGAAGGGGCCUGUUGUACUACAGGCUGCUCCCGAUCUUUGUAGUUUGAUAGAUCUAAACUUUCGACUUCUGUCCCGACAAGGUGGAUUUUGUUUCUCAUUGCCGCCUUUGUAUACUAAACCAGCAUCUCCAGAUUCUGAAAUUAUAGCAGUUGGCCCACAAGUUUUUGUAGCUGCAUCAGCAAAAGUUCACCAUAAAGCCCGACUAAUUGGGGCUUGUUUUAUUGGACCUAAAUGUCAAGUUUCGGCGUAUGCUUGUCUGAUUGAUUGUGUUUUUGGAGAUAAUUGUUUCAUAGGUGAGAAUGCAUGUUUACGUCGUGUCGUUGCUAUGGACAAUGUGAAUAUUUCUGACCACGUGAAGGCAGAUGUAGCUUGGUUAUGUUCUAACGUCCGUGUAUUAUCUGGAUUCAGACUGUCCAAUCGUUGUUUCGUAGGUCCAUCAUCAACAACACCUGUGACUUUGGGUCCGGGAUCUGGAAACUUACCGAAUGACAGCAUCUUGGUUGCUCCUCGCGCAGGUGACUUAGUUUUGGAUCCUUCAAUUGGUGGUGAGAAAAACUGGGCUGCCUUUUAUAAAAAAAGGCAACUCUCAGGAAAGAGUGAUUCUAUGGAAAAUCUUUCUGAAGAGGAUACAGAAUCUAAUCGAUUAUAUUUAUCAUCUAAUAAUGAACUUACAAAUUGUCGUUUAUGGGAAACAGCUUGGGAUCGAAUUAAACUUGCAGCUAAAACACGACGACAAAAAAUGAAUCAAAGAUAUAGUCAUAGUCGAACUAGUGAAAUUCGUUCAAGCAGAUCUAGUCGACCUCGUCUAUUAGCAAGUGAGAUAGUUGAUAGUGAUGGAGACACAGAGUAUCAAUUGAAAGAUACAUCAAAAAUUGAUAGUGAUGUUGAUGAUGAACAGUCGGAAAAAUUUAUAAUUACUGAGUUCAAAAGAACUUUGGAGCGUGGUGAACGACAUGCUUAUCCUGCUGAAACAAUGAUACUUGAAGUUAAUUCUUUAAAACAUGCUUAUAAUGUAUCAAUAGAAGAUUUUGGUUUUUUACUUACAAAAGCCUUGUUGGAUUUAACCCGUGAUCACCUUUCUCCUGAAUCACAAAAUGACUCCAGUAAAACUAGUGUUGUAGAAUUCAUUGGUUAUCUUCGUAAAUUUUUGUCAAAAUUUAAUAGUGUCCUAUCGUCGUGUAUGUCAGGACUUCAAAACACUGGUCGAAUAUACCUUCAAGCAGUUGAAGAUGCAGCAUGCUAUGAUCCCUUACUAUUUGCUUCCUCUAUGUCUAUUAUUCAUACUUUGUAUGAUAAUGAUUUAGUUCUAGAAGAUGAUAUUUGGUGGUGGAAAAAUAAUUCACCCCUUUUAAUGGAUGAUGAUAUUUCAGAGAAAACUAAGUCACUUAGAGAAAAGAUUAAACCAUUUUUAGACUGGUUGGAACAAGCUGAAGAAGAGGAUGAUGACUGAUAGUGAUAGUAUGCACCAUAGUGUUUCAACAGUGUACACUAUAAUUACUUCCUUUGUUAUAUUUUUACUGUAUGUAGUGCAACUGCAAAAUAAAGCAAGUGUAAUGGGGAUUUUGCUUAUUUUAUACCCUAGUGAUUUACAGGUAUUUUAGUUAUUUAUGUCGAUUUCAGUUUACUACUAUGAGAUGACCUCAUGCAGUUAACAAUAAAUCAUUAGCCGCAAGUACAUGCCUAUGAUUUUUAUAGGCUUUCUGU